AUGGCAGUCAGACUUGAGCGGUUUCUCAACACAACUGGAUUCUUCUUCUUCGCCAUCAUCCUCUUCUGCCUCGUCAUCCUCACACCAGCCGACGCCAUCUACCAAUGCUACGAGACGAAUCGAUUGACCAACGUCUUUUUCAUUAUCGGCGCGUAUGUGAUAACUUUUAUACUUGCAGCCCUCAUAUAUGCGACGCGUAUAUACACAAAUCGGAGUGCACUCACAGGCAUACCAAAAGCCUGGAUUCCCGUCGAAAAGGAAGAUGUGAGCAAGAGCGUUAGGCGACUGGUGAAGGAAGGUCUCGUCCGUAGCGCUAUUAUUGCGUAUCAAGCCCACCCGCGAGAUAUCUCCACCGACGAGGACAACUUCAAAAACUACAAACCGCUUCUCAUUGACCCCGGACGACCCCCAUGGGGCUAUGUCGAGCACCCCGGCUGGUCUUCACCUGCUUCGCCAGACUUACCGGACCUACCAUAUCGCACAGUCAUACAGGAGCUCCCCAGCUUGAUUGAAGCCAAAGCUGUCUCUCUUGCCCCUGCUGAUUCAUUAUCACUUGCCACCCCAUACCCCUUCGAUCCGCCAGGCGAUCUUACAACACACUCUCUCCCGGAUACACGUGUGGUAGAGGUAUUGCAACGUCCAGCCUCAAUGGGUCUGAGAGAAUACAUCCGCCAUCUAACGUCCCUCGGGGCUAUAUAUCCGCCAGAACUCGGUGUGGAUUUCCUUGCGCUGUACGAACGAGCCCGAUUCUCACCACGCGAUCUACACGAGGCGGAAUUCCGAGACCUAAUGCAUCUCUUCGCAGAGAUCCUAAGAGGAAUGACUUCUCUUGCACCACCGAUACUGGAUGAAAUUCGCGACAGCGCAAGCUACCGACGAGCCUACAGCGAAUCUGCCAUCGGUCCCUCGGAUGAGGAGGGAGAAACAGAUACUGUAGGGACAUACGGUUACGAUGGGGCUCUAGGGUCCAUGCGGAGUAACAGUCUUCGCGCCUCGAAUGCGUCUACCUGGGAGACCCAGUCCGGGUACGACACUGCACCUGCAAUGCAGAGUCCUGCCUCGGGGCUGUCAACAGAUGACGGAUCAUACGCAAGAAGCCCUUUUCGCACACCUUCUACGAGGUCUCUACGACGCGUGGCAUCGGGCCGAUCUGGCAGUUCCGGAGGGAGUGUUAUUCGCUUGGCGCAGCCAGGAGAUGCAACAGAUUUACCAUACAUAAUUGACUACGCUGGACGUAGGCAGUGA
Messenger RNA from Penicillium coprophilum, 1245 nucleotides. RefSeq lists its product as uncharacterized. The coding region runs from base 1 to 1245 and encodes 414 amino acids. Lineage: Eukaryota; Fungi; Ascomycota; Eurotiomycetes; Eurotiales; Aspergillaceae. The record is from RefSeq and is a predicted model, not a curated record. The transcript has a single exon.